AAUCCGGAUCCCCUUCAAUUCGAUACAACUUUUGAAAUGUCUAUUGAGGAAUUAGAGAAUGUUUUUACCUGCAUUUUAGACUAUAUUAUAAACAUGAUGCCAUGUUUUCCUAUUUCAUAUGAGAAAUGUGCAACAGAGGAAAGGGAAAUGGGAGCGUCAGGCGCAAAAACACAAACACCUAGGAGGCAUGCCGGAGAGUUGUGCGAAAUCUGCAUGGACACCAAGACGGAAAACGAGAUGUUCAGAAGAUGCGAUUCAUGCACACAUUCAUACUGCUCCGCCUGCAUCGGCAGGCAUGUCGCCGCUAAGAUUCAGGAAAACGUGAGUGGUGGCGUUAAGUGCCCCGACGUCUCCUGCAAGGGAAUCAUCGAACCGCAACACUGUCGUUCGAUCAUUCCCAGGCAAGUGUUGGAUCGCUGGGAGAGUGCGGUGUGCGAAUCGAUGAUACUUGCUUCGCAGAAGUUUUACUGUCCUUACAAGGAUUGCUCGGCGAUGAUGGUGGAUGAUGGGGGCGAGACGGUGACGGCUUCCGAGUGUCCCAACUGCCGGAGAUUGUUCUGUGCGCAGUGCAAGGUGGCGUGGCACGCCGGAAAGGAUUGCCGGGAGUUUCAGUCGCUGAAUAUUGAGGACUCCGAGAGGGGGAUAGAAGAUGUGAUGUUAAUGGAGUUAGCUGAGGAAAAUCAAUGGAGGCGAUGCCCACGUUGCAGCAUUUACGUUGAAAGGAGAGAUGGUUGUCUGCACAUUUCUUGCAGGUGCGGGCAGGAAUUUUGUUAUCGGUGUGGAGCAAUUUAUUCUUUAGUCCAUGUUUGCCCAUCCACUUGAUCAAUACUCAUUUGGAUUCUAAAAAGAAUAUUUUUUUAAAAAAAUUUAUAUGUUCUUGUAGAUCA
Messenger RNA from Ipomoea nil (Japanese morning glory), 887 nucleotides. RefSeq names its product E3 ubiquitin-protein ligase RNF144A-like. NCBI's taxonomy places the organism in Eukaryota, Viridiplantae, Streptophyta, Magnoliopsida, Solanales, Convolvulaceae. Bases 37 to 822 code for a protein of 261 amino acids. The record is from RefSeq and is a predicted model, not a curated record. The transcript has 2 exons. Gene Ontology annotation, biological process: protein polyubiquitination; positive regulation of proteasomal ubiquitin-dependent protein catabolic process; ubiquitin-dependent protein catabolic process. Gene Ontology annotation, molecular function: zinc ion binding; ubiquitin conjugating enzyme binding; ubiquitin protein ligase activity. Gene Ontology annotation, cellular component: cytoplasm; ubiquitin ligase complex.